UUCAACAACGCGCUUUCGGUCUUGGCUGAUUAGUGCUUUUCAUUAUGUCCUUUAUAUUUCGGCGCGUCCUGUCAUUCCAGGCGCCAGCGCUUCGAUCGUGCCGGGGGCGCUGGCCGGAAUGAAAGCUCUGCACACCAAGGUAGGGAAGCUUCCCUGGAAGGACGUCUUCGGGCCAGCCAUCCACUUGGCGAAGAAGGGUUUCAACAUCGGACCCCACCUGGCCGACGCCCUUGCGAACAACGAGAAAUUACUGAGCGUUUCGCCUGCCCUCAGGAAGCGGUUCUCCAACAGCACGACCGGCGCCGUGCUGCGCAAGGGAGAGAAGCUCGUCCAGACGCAACUCGCCGAACUGCUGACGAAGCUGGCUGAAAAGGGGCCGGAGUACCUGUACAAAAAAGAACUCGCCGAUGAGAUAGAAACGAACAUCAAGGGCGCAGGCGGGCCACUCACCAAAAGCGACCUGUCAGCAUACGAUCCCGUCUGGCAGGAUCCGGUCUCUUUCAAGAUGAAGGGAGACCAACGCCUCCACUCGGCUCCCAUUCCAGGCGCCGGCGUUGUCCUAGCAAUCGCCGUGCACAGGAUGAACGUGACCCCCAAUUGCUGGCUAAUUGUGGUCGACCUGCCGCCGCUGAACUUCACACGGAUGCCAGUGGCCAUGAAAUUGGGGCUGUACUUGUUCAAUGGCAGCGGCGUACCCCGGCAGGUUCUUGCUGAUCGCCGCCGCACCUUCUCGUCCCGAGUAGUUGAAGACCUACUUCGCUCCUGUUCUGCCAAACACAAGCUUUCCACCGCCUACCACCCGCAAAAAAACGGAUUGAUGGAGCGGCUCAAUCGCACGUUGACAAAAAUGUUGUCUAUGUACAUUUCCGACGACCACAGUGAGUGGCACAGCACGCUACCCUUCGUGACCUUCGCCUGCAAUUCGUCCUACUUCGAGACCGCUGGCUUUUUGCCCUUUUACUUUCUGUUCGGCCGCCACCCUUCUUUGCCCUUUGACAUGCUGCUUCCUUCCUCGACGAAUACUCCCACUGAAUACGUUCAAGACGUCUUCGCCUGGCCUCGCACGGCGCGCCGGAUUGCCGGCUCCCGGCUCACUGAGUCUCAGGCCACGAACAAGUUCCGGCUCGACAGCCGACAUUGA
This is a messenger RNA of Dermacentor andersoni, 1141 nucleotides long. The record is from RefSeq and is a predicted model, not a curated record. NCBI's taxonomy places the organism in Eukaryota, Metazoa, Arthropoda, Arachnida, Ixodida, Ixodidae.